Molecule: messenger RNA, 5000 nt
Organism: Xiphophorus hellerii (green swordtail)
Lineage: Eukaryota; Metazoa; Chordata; Actinopteri; Cyprinodontiformes; Poeciliidae
Gene: naa30
Product: N-alpha-acetyltransferase 30, NatC catalytic subunit
Exons: 4
Coding region: 235-1380 (381 amino acids)
Biological process (GO): N-terminal peptidyl-methionine acetylation
Cellular component (GO): NatC complex
Molecular function (GO): protein-N-terminal amino-acid acetyltransferase activity
Source: RefSeq, a predicted model, not a curated record
UACGCAACUGCCGUAAAACAACUUCUUCUGUUGCAAUGGCGUUUGCGGCAGCAGGGAAAUCGAGGGGAGAGCAGUGACAAACGUCGCCAACGGUCACAUUAUCUCCUCAGAGUCGCUCGGAUUUUUACAAUAUUCGGCUCGCUGUUUCAGAUAUUGGUUGUGUAAUUAUUCGCUUCGUGAAUGAGAUUGUGUUGGACGUUUCCGAAGCGCGUCUCUCCACUUUAAUGCGGUGGGAUGGCCACAGUGCCGCCUGGGCCUAGUAACGCACUGCCUUCAUCCCCGGUUGAAGUUGCUCCGUUCUCCGGGGCAGGGAGAGCGGAGCCGGCGGUGGAAGCCGGAGAGGCGACCUACCGCGUGGAGGACAGCGUGUCCGCCGGUACGGGCAAGAAGUCGCAGCCGGCGAACGAGGUCAAAGGGUCGGCCAAGAAGAAGCAUAAAAACAUGCUAGCCCGGGCUAGCCCGGCGGCGCUCCACUUGAAAAUGCAAGCCGGAGAGCAGCAGCAGCUAAAUGGCUUGGUCAGCCCCGCGGAGGACCCUGACGACCACCAGCGCGCAGGGGGCCGACCCGACAAUCUCAAACCGUCCGAGGACAACUGUGACAGCAGCUGUGGCAGCGAGGCUGCGGCCGCCAUGAACAGAACGGAGCACUGUCAGCACGUAGGCCACAACCCCUUCUCCAAAAACGGCAACCACUCUCCUGUGACUAACAGCAGCGUGAACGGGAUGCCGGCUUUCACGAGAACCGAGGCGGCCCACGCAGUCGAGGACCAGUUUGACCACACGCAGCCCAGAAGAGAACCGGGUGACAGCGACGGGCCCGGUGGGGAGGAGAGUCCGGCCGAGCCGCAGCUGCAGCCGCCGGCCGUGGAGCUGGCCCGGCUGGACCUGAGCGGCUCUCCCGGUAGAGCAGAGGGAGACAGCCACGGCAUCCGCUAUGUCCGCUACGAGUCCGAGCUCCAGAUGCCGUGGAUCAUGAGACUAAUCACCAAGGACUUGUCUGAGCCUUAUUCAAUUUACACGUACAGGUACUUCAUCCAUAACUGGCCGCAGCUUUGCUUCCUGGCCAUGGUGGAGCAGGAGUGCGUCGGGGCCAUCGUUUGUAAGCUGGACAUGCAUAAGAAGAUGUUUCGUCGCGGCUACAUCGCCAUGCUGGCCGUGGACUCAAAACACAGAAGGAAAAGUAUUGGUACUAAUUUGGUGAAAAAGGCCAUCUAUGCCAUGGUGGAGGGGGACUGUGACGAGGUCGUCCUGGAGACGGAAAUCACCAAUAAGUCGGCCCUGAAGCUGUACGAGAACUUGGGUUUUGUCAGAGACAAGCGGCUGUUCAGAUACUACCUGAACGGGGUGGACGCGCUGCGGCUCAAACUGUGGCUCCGCUAGAGGGGGCGCGGGGCGGCGGGUCUCCAGGUGCUGCUCACCUCUAACACUAAGAGCUCAACAGCCUGAGCUCUGCCCUUGGUCAUUACACACACACACAUAUACAUACACACAACAAACACCCCCCGUGUUAAAACGCGAGGAGUUAGCAUCGACACAGACACACCUUCCUUUCCUCCUCGACGUCCGAACAACUAUCGCUUAGGCGGAGAGAGACUGAAACGCCAACAGACGUGUUUCAUUUUUUACAAAGAGGGGUGGCCUCUUCUCCUCCUUCGCCCCCCCUCACCCCCCUGCACUGUGACAUGACAGGAUCCACGAGGACAAGCGGCAUCACACCAAAUAAUCCUGCAGAACACUGGACCAAACAGACCUGCAGGAAAUGACACGCAGGGAAGCAGGAAGCGGCGACCGGGAGGAAAAUAUUUGUGAAGUUUCUUUUGUUGUUUGUUUUGCUUUUUUUUUAAGCUUUUGUUUGGUUGGGGAGGGUUAAAGAUCUAGUCUGACUCAUGUGUUUGUACUGCCACAUGGUCUUCUUUUUUGGGUGUGUGUGUGUGAUUUUUGGUCGUAUGUGCUGCUGUUGGUUUCACUGAGAUUUAAGCGAACAUGUUCUGGGUGACUGCUUGGAUGCGUAAUGUAUGGUUCAGUUUGUUUCUCGUUCUGUCCACUGGGCGCAGCGCCCCCUUCUGCUGUCUCUCCCAUCACCCUGGACCAGAGCCUGUAAACACUUGUUUGUUUUAAUGUGAGAGAAAAACAAAGCUCCUUUUUUGAUCCGGAGCAGUUGUUCAAUUCAAAUCAAUCCACAAUCACCUCAAACUUUUUGCCCAACUGCUUUUUUUUUCACUUUUGAUGUCUUUCACGAUAUCCAACCCUUUCAGGGUUAUCUUGGGGAGUUUAAUUUCUGUUUUUUUUGUUCUCUCUCUCUCUUCAGUACACUGCCAGCCUCUGCAAAAUGCCCCCAAAAGAGACUCUUUGCCAAGGAUGGUGUGGUCAUACAUGUCCAAGCUGUCUCUGUUUGCUAAUUAACAUGAGCAGUCCCAUUCUCAAGUGCCACUCUAUCCAUUAGGACCGACUGGAGUUAGAUCUGCACUUCUGUUCCCUAUGCUGGAUUCCUGUUUGAGUAUGCUGUGUGUAUUUAAACUGUUGAUAAAAAGAAGAAAAAAUAGACAAGUAUUCUUAGCAGAUAACAUUUUAUGCCUUUUGUUUAAGUUCGGUUUAUUUAGGAUUUGUCCACAGUAUGCGUCAAAAAAGCAAGCUGGGUCCACAAUACUCGAUGCACGACUCGCCUCCAGAACCUUCAGAGAGCUCACACUGACUGGCAAAGAAAUACUGCUUCAGCUGGUUUGGGGUCAUUAUUUCCUUUACAACAACAAAAAAGUAAAAUGAACAAGGUCAGAUGCACUUCUUUUUAAAUUGCUGCAGUGUGUACGAGUAAAGAAGAGUGUGUGUACUGUGACUUUAACAGCAGCGUGGGUCGGUUCUGUUCAGAUUUUCUGCGUGGUUAAGUCGGCUUGUUUUUGCGAGCUUCGCCUCAACUUCCUUGGUUUUGUCGACAGUAUUCAAAGCACCGCUGGCAUGCGGCACCAGUGGAAAUGUUUUACCUGUUAUUAACUAGUAGGCAUGGGCUGGUUUCACGUUUUUUACGGCACGGUAUUAAACCACCUAAAUGUUUCUUACUUUCUAAAUUUCCCUAAUUUAGACGCCAUGGUAAGAGUGAGUCGGCGCUGUCGCAUCUCCCGCUCUUUCUGCUGUUGAAAGCCGACAACCUUUUACAAGAAACACAAAUUUGUCUCCUUGGGAAUAUUUUCUACCACAAAGAAAGUAUUGGUUGGGAAGGUAGAAAUGCGCCACCCAUAUCUAAUGAAGCUAAUGGUGUUUUAAAACCACAGCUUGCUAGCGCCUAGCUAUCCAGCAUGGCUAGUCAUAUAAAACCUAGCAGAAUUAGCUGUUUAUUAGCAUUGUCAGGGAGUUUUUAUUACAUUACAUUAACGGUGGAGUUGACAAACAAUGCGUUUUGUUUUUGUACUCGACAGUUUUGGGGGGGUUUUUGUUUGUUUUCAAAAGCAAGCACAACCCGCAGCGAACUCCGUUUCCAUUUUAGCUACGUGCAUUUAAACUAGUAAAUUCUUAAAUUAUUGUGUUGGUUCUCUUGAGUUAAACAUUUUUUCUUUUGUGAUUGGAACACGUUAAAUGGAUAGAGUUAAACAGUUAAAUAGCUAUCGAUAGUAGCCCAGUAAUUUGCAAACCUCGCUGGUUUUCGGAGUUAAACCCGUCAGCUCGGAAGCUCCAACUUCCGACGAUAUUUGAAGGCACCACCUAAUGCCUUCUUGUUGCACUUGUGUUACUCUCCAUAUAACAGAACCAAAAUAAAUAUACCCAGUGCACCAGGAGCACUUGGAAACUACAACUAAAUUUAGUAGAUGUUUAUUUUAAAAUGCUCGGCUAAUUCUAUUUAUUCAAAGGUAAGAUGAUACAAACGUCAUUAUGAGUAAUAAUUUUGUAACUUUUAGCAGGUGUAGGGACAAAGGUAAUCAGAACAUGUAAAUUUUUUGUUUUAAAUUAGCUUAUUAAUACAGUGAAGUGUUCAUUAAACGUACGGUGGGACUCUCAGCCCGGCCCAUGCCUAAUAACAGAACACGCAUGUUAUCAUUUGAAGCUGCCAUGACAGUCUAUGGCUGAACGCCUCUUUCAGAUUUACACUACAUGCGUUUGUUGGCGUUUCAGGUUUAUUGUGGAUGAGCCUAAGAACAGAGCGGCCACGGUCUGUGUGAGUUUGUGUCUGUGUGUAUUUGAAGCCACUGAUCGGAUUACCUAUUUUCCUUUAUUCAGAUUUGUAUAACGGUGUUUUUUUUUAACGUGUGGGGUUGGGACAGAGUUAUUUGACUAGAUUUUUUUAUUUUUAUUUCUGUGCUACUUUAACCCAUUCAGAGGUUCAGUGAGAAUGAUGAGCAAAAAAUAUAUAUAAUAACCUAGACCCUCAGAAGCAAAGUGUUCCUGCUUGUCUGACAUCCUUCAGUUUUAUUGGUGACCCUCUUUAGAGCUCCAGGUUCAUUCUGAAGGUUGACCUUUCCUCAGUCUUUCAAACCGGUUGUUAUUGCUUUUGACGAAAACGAUCCACAAUUCUCUCAAUUCUGCAAGUAUUGGUCACUUCCUGGAAUUUCCAGGGCAUUACAGCCUCCAUUCAGGCCAUGAUCACAGACUGAAGGGCUUUGUCAUCAUCAAUUCAUAGCCACUGACUGGUGUUGCAUUCAUUUCAUAAAGCGUCAGCCAGACGAAGUAAGGCGGCCGGCUGCCACCCAACAGGUCUGACCAUAAAUUCCCAGCUAAAAAAAAACAACCCACGCCUCUCAGAUUAUUAUUGGCUCAGCCACGCAGAGGUUCCUGCAAGUCCUUCAGAGACAGACGCACCACCUCCAACGAGAGACCCACGCGGCAGGAAGAAAGGGGGAGAGGAAGUCGUUUAUUUUUGCAUGUCUGUCCCCACACACUCACACGCUGCUCCUCUCCCCCUCACCUCUCCUCUCUCCUUCAUUUUCGAUCUGGAAAUGUCCAAUGGCUUUUAUUUAAUGUGGAAAAAGAACACAGAAAUAAAUUAUUUGAUUUCUUUUUUUAAUGCUGUAAAA